CACUGGUAGUCAUUCAAUUGAUUUACUCGCCCGGUGUUCAUAGACGAGGCAUGCGUUAAACUCAGAGGACUGACCCUGGAAUAUUUACUGAGAUAAUUAUGUUAAACUGAUACACACUUCAAUGUAGCAUAAACCCACGAAGUGGAAUUUAACAGAAUAACUCUGGGUCGAAUGUUUUUACCUUUGUUGUGGCAGGACACAUUUCCUUUUGUCCUCGGUAGUAUUUAACAACCUUUGGCGGUCACCCACCUCAACACGUUUGACACAGGCAACAGCCCAUUUGUUGAGUGGUGUGAGGGCAGUUGGUCGGAGGACUUCGUAAAAUUUUCCUACAACUUCACUUGGGAGAAAAAGCCUGAAAUAAUUUAUAGAGGCAGGCUCCAGUUUGGUCAAUGGGAUGUUAGUGGUCUGGAGGCGUGCCAGGACUGAAGGAGCAUGGUGAAGCACCAACCCCUGCAGGUCUAUGAGAGGCAGCUGUGUUUGUCAUGUCUCACAGGGAUUUAUGGAUGCCGCUGGAAACGGUACCAGCGCUCACAUGAUGACACCACCAAGUGGGAGUUCCUGUGGUCUCUCAUCCUCUUCUUCACCUUCUCUCUGCUCCUGGUCUGGUUCUACUUCUGGUGGGAGGCACACAAUGACUACAAUGAGUUCAACUGGUUUUUAUAUAACCGUUCUGGAGAGUGGAUCGACGGGACUGUUCCAAUCCUAGCCACUACUGCUGCCGGCUUCACUUAUAUUGCAUUUUUAAUGAUUUUAGCACUUUGCCACAUAGCAGUGGGACAACAGCUGAACUUGCACUGGCUGCACAAGAUAGGUGUCAGUACUGCCCUGCUGACCACUGCCAUCGGAUUCAUAUCUGUCAAUCAAACAUGGGGGGAGGAGUGGGCAGUCCUCCCUAUAUCACUCCAGGCCACAGGUCCCUUCCUACACCUAGGAGCCCUGGUGGCUGUCACCGCUCUGGCCUGGCUGGUGGCUGGGCAGGUCGCCCGCUCAGAGAAAACAAUGUUUCAGGUGGUGGUUCUCCUGCUCUACCUAAGUGUUCUACUGGGCCUCUACAUGGCCCCCCUUUCCAUCACCUCCCCCUGCAUCAUGGACCACGCCAACCUCACACCACGCCCUGACGUCAUUGGACACCAGGGCGCACCCAUGCUGGCUCCAGAGAACACCAUCCUGUCCUUCCAGAGGGCUCUGCAGAUGAACGUCAGUGGGCUGGAGGCUGACGUGGCCAUCAGCCUUGACGGGGUGCCAUUUCUGAUGCGAGACCGCACCUUGAGGAGGACUACAGAUGUGGAGAAGGUGUUUCCUGACAGACAGCUGGACGAUGCCUCCUCCUUUAACUGGACAGACUUACACAGCCUCAAUGCCGGCCAGUGGUUCCUCAAGGAAGACCCAUUCUGGACGGUCCAGUCCAUGGCUCAGAGGGAGGUGAUGCUGGUGGGGAACCAGAGUGUGUGUAGUCUGGAGCAGCUGCUGAGGCUUGCCACCCUCCAUAACCACACAGUGGUGUUCGACCUGCGCCGACCCCCGCACGGACACCCCUGCUACCACAGCUGGAUAAACGAUACCCUGGGGGUCAUACUCCUGUCUGGGAUUCCACAGCACCUGGUGAUGUGGACCCCAGACUGGGGACAGGGGGCAGGUAAGACAGGUGGCUCCAGGGCUGCAGCAGAUGUCAGUAGAGAAGCUGCCUCCUCAGGUCCUUCACCAGCAGGGAAUCAGCAGACUACUGUUACGUUACAGCCAGGCCAGCCCAGAUGACAUCCGAGAGUUCUCCAGGAGCAAUGUGAGUGUGACUCUGUACACAGUCAACGAGCCCUGGCUGUUCUCUGUACUCUGGUGCAGCGGGGUCUCCUCUGUCUCCUCUGAAGCCCCCAACAUCCUCAGAAAGGUGCCUUACCCCAUCUGGCUCAUGUAAGUCCAUCACAGCACCCUCUAGCACCCCACCAUUACUCCUACGCCAUUACUCCUACAGCACCCACACACAAUUACCCCCACACCAUUACUCCUACAGCACCCCCACACCAGUACUUCUACAGCACCCACAUUGCCCCAGGCCAUCUUGGCACUCCUCUCUGGGUUAGCAGACUGACUCCCAGCAGGGAACACUAUGUGUGGUGAAGACUACAGUAUAGAGCCCGUCCAUGGAGUUCAGGAAAGCCCUGUAUUUACCCACCUGUCUCUCUCUGUCUGCUAGCUAGUCAAUAUGGC
Messenger RNA from Oncorhynchus kisutch (coho salmon), 2208 nucleotides. Its product is annotated as glycerophosphodiester phosphodiesterase domain-containing protein 5-like. Gene Ontology annotation, molecular function: glycerophosphodiester phosphodiesterase activity. Gene Ontology annotation, biological process: positive regulation of neuron differentiation; lipid metabolic process. NCBI's taxonomy places the organism in Eukaryota, Metazoa, Chordata, Actinopteri, Salmoniformes, Salmonidae. The transcript is spliced from 13 exons. The coding region runs from base 436 to 1758 and encodes 440 amino acids. The record is from RefSeq and is a predicted model, not a curated record. Gene Ontology annotation, cellular component: plasma membrane.